AUGACAGAUACGAGUAAGACACGUCUUUAUUUAUAUUAUUUUGUGUUAUUGACGUUAAGUCUUGCAUUAUUCUAUUGUUUUCAUCGUAUGACGAUCAAACAUCCAGAAGAUUAUAUGUACAUGGAAAAAUGUGUCUUAUGCAUUAUCUCAAGUUUCUUUAAUAUAUUUGUGCUUUUCUAUCAUUGUACUCAUGCUCCACAUCCAAAAUAUCUUAUCUUAGCGCAACGUCGAUUUGUAAUUUAUAUACAUAUUCUUUCAGGAUUAUUGGAAUUUCUAACAUGUUGGAUCGCAUUUUGUACUGGUAGUGAACGUAUUGCUACUAUUGCAGCCAUAAUAGCCAUAGUAGCUCAUGUUCCUUCGGCUUAUUAUCAGACAUCGAUUGCGUUUGGUGCCAAAGCUAUUAUGGUUGCUGGUUAUUUAUUUGCAAUAAAUAUUCAUCUUUUCUGUGCAUUGCAUUUAUUUUUCAAUCCAAGUUCGUCUUAUUGGCUGCUCAAUAUGUUUCUCGUUCAUAAUAUUUAUGUAUGGUGUCGAGUAUUGUACGCCUUUUUUGAUUUUCUCGGUUUAUUUAAAGACAGUCUAUAUACUAAUUCAGUUGUAAUAGCAAGUCUCAUUUUAAUUCCUGCUGUACUUGGUGUCUCAGCCAACAUGUUAUUUCUUGGUUAUGUAGUGAGUAGUAUUCUUCUCUACUUAAUCAUCGUUCGACCAAAUAAAAUCGACCGUACAUAUUAUGUAGGCGAACGUACACGUAAUCUUCUUGUCAAUAAAGAUGUUCAUAAUAAUUGGUUUAAAGAAACAGCUCGUCUCGUACGCAUGAAUAAAGACAAUGAACUUAGUGAUCAGCAGCAAGCUAAGCUUGUUUUUGAUCUUCUUGAUGAAGAUAAAAAUGGAUAUAUUGAUGGUGAAGAAAUAAAUCGUCUUUUGAAAGAAUGGCAAACAGAAGAAAAUUUUAGGAAUCGAUUCUUUCGUUGGACAAAAAAUGGACAGAUCUCAUACGAGAACUUUUACAAAAAUAUUUGGCGUUUAGGUGAAACUUCUAUUGGACAUUUUCAAGAAAGACAAAAUAAAGAAGGAAGAGCAAGAGCACGUUUUAUCUUUGAUUGUUUGGAUAAUGAUUUCAAUGGAUAUCUUGAUUCAAUUGAAAUACAAAAAUUAUUAAUUCAAUGGGGUUUACCUGAUAAUGAAGUUGACGCAUAUCUUGCCAAUGAUGACGAUAAACAAUUUUCAUUUGAUGAAUUUUAUCACAAUCUCAAACCAGUUUGGAAUUUUGCAUAUGAAAAUAUGACACUAAAGGAUACUGAUGAAGUGUUAAAACCAGUACAUGAUCAUUCAAGCUAA
This is a messenger RNA of Adineta steineri, 1335 nucleotides long. Lineage: Eukaryota; Metazoa; Rotifera; Eurotatoria; Adinetida; Adinetidae. The record is from the annotation of a GenBank genome assembly.